Molecule: messenger RNA, 213 nt
Organism: Rotaria sp. Silwood1
Lineage: Eukaryota; Metazoa; Rotifera; Eurotatoria; Philodinida; Philodinidae
Source: the annotation of a GenBank genome assembly
AUGCCUGAGACUGUGAACGCUACACCAGAUUAUGAAACAUAUCUUCAUCGUAUUGGUCGCUGUGGUCGUUUUGGUAGACUAGGUUAUGUAUUUAAUUUAAUCAACUCAUUAUAUGAUGUUAUUAUAAUGAGAUCAAUUGCAAAAUACUUUAGUCAUCCUAUUGAAAGAAUUGCUAUUGAUGAUAUAAGUGAUCUUGAACCAUAUCAAGAUUAA